AGCAUAUAAAUUCAUUGUUCAGAGAUUGACAAGCGCAGUUAGCAAAAGGAUUUUAUCUGUCAACGUUCGUUUGAUUUCGUUUGUAAAGAAAAAAUCCAUCAGAAAAUCGAAGAUGCAGGGUUUCAAGAUAGUAACUUCCAUCCUAUUACUCGUCGUUAUCUGCACGGCUGAAGAUUCAGAAGAGCUUCUAGAGGAACUUAAAAUGAUUGAAAAGGAUUGUAGGGACGAAGUUGGAAUAGAGAGAGAUGAAAUAAAAAACUUUCAUCACAACCUUUGCAAUGGCGAUGAAAUAGAUAGAAAUAUUGGCUGCUUCAUGUCUUGCUUCUACAAAAAAGUUGGUGCGAUAAAAGAUGGCGAAUACCAAAUAGACGAUCUAAAAUCAGCGAUAUUACCCUUCAUAAAAGAUGAAGAAGCAAAGGAGGAACUAGGAAACAAACUAGACAUUUGCAAGAACGAAAUCUCUGAUAUAACAGACGAAUGCGACAAGACAAUUGCAUUUUCAAAAUGUCUGGCAGCCGAUUCAAAGAUGUGCAAAAAUUUGGAAGAAUAAAAGAUGAUCAUCAAUUAUUUUGCCUGUCGAUAAGUAAACAAGUCAUAAAAGGAAAACGAUGUAACAUAACCAAAAUGAAUACAAAUUAUGAUAUAAUCCAAUUUAUAAAAGAAUACAAAUUGUAACAUAAUCGAAAAGUAACAAAAUAAAGCAACAACAACUA
This is a messenger RNA of Vespula pensylvanica (western yellowjacket), 713 nucleotides long. RefSeq names its product general odorant-binding protein 2-like. The record is from RefSeq and is a predicted model, not a curated record. The transcript has 5 exons. NCBI's taxonomy places the organism in Eukaryota, Metazoa, Arthropoda, Insecta, Hymenoptera, Vespidae. The coding region runs from base 113 to 550 and encodes 145 amino acids. Gene Ontology annotation, molecular function: odorant binding.